Molecule: messenger RNA, 2996 nt
Organism: Boeremia exigua
Lineage: Eukaryota; Fungi; Ascomycota; Dothideomycetes; Pleosporales; Didymellaceae
Product: Sodium/calcium exchanger protein-domain-containing protein
Exons: 1
Coding region: 343-2586 (747 amino acids)
Biological process (GO): intracellular calcium ion homeostasis; calcium ion transmembrane transport
Cellular component (GO): fungal-type vacuole membrane
Molecular function (GO): calcium:proton antiporter activity
Source: RefSeq, a predicted model, not a curated record
UUCUGUCAACGCAACCACCUGCCUCGGUCGUCAUACGAUAAAGCGAUCGGCUGCGUUCUCAUCAUCGACACACUUAGCUCCACUCACUUCUUUGACAUUCGCCAUCUCUGACCAAACAGUCACCAAUCGGUGUUCCAGAUCAUUCGCGCCACUGCACCGCCUCACUGCGUGACCCUAGCGCUCUACGUCACCUAGCGACCAAUUGACUGGGACCAAGCCGGCAUAAGCUUGCCGAGCCAUAGAUAAGACACCGACGCCUCACUUUCCAAGGCUUGAACACCUUGGGUAUUUGUGCUCUCUUGCACACACUCAGCUCACGCAACUCGCUCACCACUUCAAUCGAUGGGAGAACCCGACGAACCUUCUUUACCGCGCAGUGUCACGUCCAAGGCUGCAGCAGCACUCGGUCUGGGACGCAACAAGCACUCGCAGCCUGUCCUGCCCACCGCCAACAGCCACACUUCCCCAGCGCGUGCCGCCUCCAACACCAGCACCCUCGGCGAGAAGCCCAGCGACAGCCCCAGCAAUCAAGAUGACCAACUCAAUACCCAGGGAGAUGGAGAUUCGUCUUCCGCCGUAGAGAAGGCCCCCAAGCAGCCGCUCUCCAUCCGCAUGAAGAACGGCUCGCUCCGUUUCCUCACUCACACCAAAAAUGCCUUGACACACAGCUGGAUCAACGUCAUGCUCGUGUUCGUACCUAUCGGUAUCAUCGUCAGACUCCUCGAUCUCAAACCUGAGAUCGUUUUCUCCAUGAACGCCAUCGCCAUCAUCCCACUCGCCGGACUCCUAGCGCACGCGACCGAAGUCGUCGCCGAGCGCGUUGGAGAUACAUUGGGAGCGCUGAUGAACGUUUCUUUCGGCAAUGCCGUCGAGCUCAUUCUGUUCAUCAUCCUGCUGUCCUCCAAUCAAAUCGAAGUCGUGCAGGCGUCACUUCUAGGAUCCAUCCUAGCAAACUUGCUGCUCAUUCUGGGCAUGGCCUUCCUUCUUGGAGGUCUCAGAUACCAGGAGCAGGUCUACAACAGUACCGUGACCCAGAUGAGCGGCGUAAUGCUUGCACUGGCUGUCAUGAGUCUGCUACUUCCGACUGCAUUCCACGCUGCGUUCAGCGACAACGCCAUUGCCGACCACGAGACGCUCUAUGUCAGUCGCGGCACCAGUGUCAUUCUGUUGAUUGUCUACGGCCUGUACUUGCUUUUCCAGCUGAAGAGCCAUCGCUAUUUGUACGCCAGCACUCCUCAGCACAUCAUCGAUGAAGAGUCGCACCCGGGUGUUCUAGCUAGCGCUUUCGAGUCAUCCAGCUCAUCGUCGUCGUCUUCCAGCUCCAGCUCUGACGAAAGCGAUGGUUCUUCGCGCUCUGCCGGCACACUCCAGCGCAAGGCCAAACGCAUGGUGCGCAGGCUUCGCCGCAAGUCCAGUGCAAGCUCCAAGGAUGCUUUGGCUCAGCCGGACCUUGGAGGCGCACGCAUCGGCAGCGCCGACAGGAACGCCAGCGUUGGCAGCGCUAUUCCCCGCCAUGUUGACGAGCCGAUCAUGAGUGGCGAUGAAGCCGACGAAGACGUCAACGCACCUCGCGUCCGGGACUUCGAGGUCGCUUCACAUGCAUCUGUUCCUCACACCAAGCGCGAGAAGCGUAGGCACAAGGACAAGAGCAAGAAAAGACAUCGCCAGAAGGAGGACGUUUUUGAUGAGAAGGCAGCAGUGCCGGAGCCAAAGCCUAAAGUCGCCUUUGCCGAGGAGGUUCAAGAGGGCGACGCUGCUCCAGUAACUGGGCGCCGGGCUUAUCGACCUGCUCUUCCUUCACUGCUUUCCAACAACGUCUUCUCAAAUCCGCAGAACCCUACUCCCGUCGGCACACCCGCGCCAAACAUCCGCAUGGCAGCUCCUAGGGCGCCCCUCCGCCGGACCCGGUCGUUACCUGAGCGCAUAGAUCGUACACCGUCGCAGUCUGGCACUAAUAAUGCCAACGCGCCAGCACCUCUUCAGCAAGCUGCGAUCGUCCAUGAUGAAGACGAUGACGAGCACCCUGUCAUGUCCGUCAAAGCCGCCGUCUUCAUGUUGCUCAUCAGCACCGGCCUCGUCGCCGUCUGUGCCGACUUCAUGAGUGACGCCAUCGAGCCUAUGGUCGAAUCCUCCGGUGUCAGCCAGGCCUUCAUUGGUCUCAUCAUUCUUCCCAUCGUUGGUAACGCCGCCGAACACGUCACUGCCGUCUCUGUGGCCAUGAAGAACAAGGUCGACCUGGCCAUCGGUAUCGCUGUUGGGUCCUCAAUCCAGAUCGCCAUUUUCAUCACGCCCGUCAUCGUCAUCCUGGGCUGGAUGAUGAACAAAGAGAUGACCCUCUAUUUCAACAUCUUCGAGACUGUCGCACUCUUCGUCACAGUUCUCGUCGUUAAUUUCUUGGUUCUGGACGGCAGGAGUAACUACCUCGAGGGUAGUUUGCUCAUCGCCGCCUACGUUAUCAUUGCGCUUUCGAGUUUCUUCUACCCAGAUGGCUGCGACGCAUCUGCCAUUGGUGGCAACCAGAGCACGUGCACCGGCAACACUGUCGUUCACGCCGCGCAGAUGGUCAAGCGCCUGGCCGGGUAUUAGUCCAGCAAUAACUCGGCUUAGAGAGCCUGAAGCUGGCUACGAUUAACAUGACUAUCGGCGAUGCUGUCAUCUAACCUGCGCAUCGUACGAUUGUGGGGCUUGAGCAGGUGAAGUGCUCGCCCCGGUGGCUAUGUCCGCCCUUACGAACUGUCUUUUCCGAUCAGAUAUUUAGAGUAGUUUAGUGGUAUCACGUCUUUGGUACAGAUAAUAUCACACGUUACGAUACAACCUGACCCAUUCUUGUGAAGUCCAUCGCCCCGUGCUAUCUUCCGGCCGAGAAGCGCGAUACUAUAUGGAAAGCCAACGAGUUGCACUCACGAUUUCACGCCCUUGUUGACGUGCAUCUCCACGCCUCGUACCCAGAUCUCAAUAACCAUUCGCAAAGACACUGUGAUCCGCGAGCACCCCAA